This is a messenger RNA of Olea europaea var. sylvestris, 956 nucleotides long. Its product is annotated as serine/threonine-protein kinase Aurora-1-like. Gene Ontology annotation, cellular component: spindle microtubule; chromosome passenger complex; spindle pole centrosome. Gene Ontology annotation, biological process: protein phosphorylation; regulation of cytokinesis; mitotic spindle organization. Gene Ontology annotation, molecular function: protein kinase activity; ATP binding. The transcript has 9 exons. Lineage: Eukaryota; Viridiplantae; Streptophyta; Magnoliopsida; Lamiales; Oleaceae. The record is from RefSeq and is a predicted model, not a curated record. The annotation marks the transcript as partial.
ACAAGAAAAAGUUCUAUCUAUUCUUUACAAUCAAAUCAUAUAAACCUCUCGCUAUUCACCCCUCUCUGUCUCUAUCUACCGACGCACACAUACUAAUUGUGUGAGUGUGUGUUUUUUCUCUUUCCAAUGGCGAUAGCAACGGAGGCUCAACAAGAACAAAUGAGAUCUUCAGAAAGCACAGCAGCAGAGAAGAAGAGGUGGAAUCUCAAUGACUUCGAUAUAGGAAAGCCUCUAGGUAGAGGAAAGUUUGGACAUGUUUACCUCGCAAGGGAAAAGCGGAGUAAUCAGAUUGUAGCGCUGAAGGUGUUGUUCAAGAGCCAACUGAAACAGUCCCAGGUUGAGCAUCAGCUACGCCGUGAAGUCGAAAUACAGAGCCAUCUUCGACAUCCUAACAUACUACGACUCUAUGGUUAUUUUUAUGAUCAGAAACGAGUUUAUUUAAUUUUGGAGUAUGCUGCCAAGGGAGAACUAUAUAAGGAGCUGCAAAAAUGUAAAUAUUUUAGCGAAAGACGCGCUUCUACUCAUGUUGCAUCAUUAGCUAGAGCACUCAUUUACUGUCAUGGAAAGCACGUGAUUCAUAGAGAUAUUAAGCCAGAGAACCUUUUGGUUGGAGCACAGGGUGAGCUCAAAAUUGCAGAUUUUGGUUGGUCAGUUCACACAUUUAACCGCAGGCGAACAAUGUGUGGCACACUGGAUUAUCUUCCACCGGAGAUGGUUGAAAGUGUGGAGCAUGACGCAAAUGUGGACAUCUGGAGUCUUGGUGUCCUGUGCUACGAGUUUCUAUAUGGGGUGCCCCCGUUUGAAGCAAAAGAGCACUCAGACACGUAUAGAAGGAUUGUCCACGUGGAUCUAAAAUUCCCUUCAAAACCUUUUGUCUCGUCAGCUGCAAAAGAUCUCAUUAGCCAGAUGCUUGUCAAGGACUCUUCACAACGUCUGCCUCUCCACAAGGUUCUUGA